Messenger RNA from Dendrobium catenatum, 8402 nucleotides. RefSeq names its product dnaJ homolog subfamily C GRV2. Lineage: Eukaryota; Viridiplantae; Streptophyta; Magnoliopsida; Asparagales; Orchidaceae. The transcript is spliced from 22 exons. Gene Ontology annotation, cellular component: endosome membrane. Gene Ontology annotation, biological process: regulation of early endosome to late endosome transport; receptor-mediated endocytosis; endosome organization. The record is from RefSeq and is a predicted model, not a curated record. Bases 333 to 8156 code for a protein of 2607 amino acids.
UAAAUCCCAGCGACGUCCGAGAAACCACUGUGGCGAGCCCUCGCCUCUCCGAUCAGAGACAGAAACGAACGGAAGAUUUUGAUUUUCUAAUUCGAUGCCGAUGGCUUAGAAAACCCCUAUCCGAAGAAGAGAAGGCGGCUAUACUCGGAACCAUCUCUCCAUUGAGCAGGUUGUGUGCAAUAAAUCGAUAGGGUAUCUCGAAGAGAUCGGGAGCGCUGGGGGCGAAUCAGUCUCGUCAGGGCCCGUUUGCGGCAAACCCGGGCUUAUGGUUCUUCCCCUUCCUUCGUAAUCCUAAUGCUCGCCGAAUCGGAUACCUAGACCAGUUGUCGCCCAUGGAUUUCGUCAGCCGCCACGCCAACUCCGACGCCGACCAGACUCACCCCCCUCCAUCGACGAUGGAGUCGACGCCUCCUUCGGCCGCAACCUCUACUAAUCGUUCUGCUCCCGCUGUCGCCGGCCCUGUAGUCCCCGAGGAACCGGAGUACCUGUCUCGCUACAUGGUUGUCAAACACUCGUGGCGUGGUCGCUAUAAGCGUAUCCUAUGCAUCUCGAACUCUGCGAUCAUCACGCUGGACCCUUCGACGCUUUCAGUAACGAAUUCUUAUGACGUCUCCAAUGACUUCGAGGGGGCUGCGCCUGCGCUGGGCAGGGGAGACGAUGGCGACGGUGGCGCACAGGAGUUCACAGUGAGUGUGCGGACGGACGGGCGCGGAAAAUUCAAAGCAAUCAAGUUCUCUUCAAGGUACCGGGCGAGAAUCCUCACGGAGAUGCACUUGCUCAGGCCGGGCAAACUCGGGCAAAUAGCUGAAUUCCAUGUGCUUCAUCUGCAGCGGCGGACCUUGCAAUGGGUUCCAUAUAAACUAAAAGUUACAGCUGUGGGAGUUGAAUUAAUAGAAACACAGUCUGGAGUUAUACGCUGGUGCUUGGACUUUAGAGACAUGGAUUCACCUGCCAUUACACUUUUGACAGACAAAUAUGGAAAGAAAAGUAGUGAGCAAGAAGGGUUUUUACUUUGCCCCUUAUAUGGGAGAAAGAGUAAAGCCUUCACUGCGGCCUCUGGUAGCACCAGCUCCACAAUUAUUUCAUAUCUGACCAAAGCUGCAAGAUCGUCAGUUGGGUUGUUACUAUCUGUUGAAAGUUCUCAAUCACUGACUACAGCAGAUUUUAUUAAACAAAGGGCCAAGCAAGCAGUUGGAGGAGAUCAAACUCCCCAUGGGGAAUGGUCUGUUACAAGAUUGCGGUCUGGUGCACAUGGUACAGCUAAUGUCAUGGGCUUAAGUAUCGGUAUUGGACCCAAGGGAGGCCUUGGUCAGCAAGGGGAUUCUGUAUCUCGUCAACUUGUUCUUACAAGGGUUUCAAUGAUUGAAAGGCGCCCUAAUAAUUAUGAAGCUGUUAUUAUUCGACCACUGUCCACCGUUAGUUCUCUUGUUAGGUUCGCUGAAGAACCACAGAUGUUUGCUGUGGAAUUUAGUGAUGGUUGCCCUAUUCAUGUUUAUGCAAGCACAUCGCGAGAUAGCUUACUUGCAGCUAUACGAGAUGUGAUUCAGGCUGAGGGACAAUACCCCGUUCCCUUGUUGCCGAGGUUGACAAUGCCUGGUCACCGCAUAGAUCCUCCUUGUGGAAGGGUCUAUUUGCAGAUGCAACUUCAUGUUGCUGCACAGCGCCCUAUUGCUGAUAUGGAAAGUGCUUCUAUGCAUUUAAAGCAUCUAGCUGCUGCUGCCAAGGAUGCUGUAGCUGAAGGAGGUUCGGUUCCUGGGUCAAGAGCAAAGUUGUGGCGUCGAAUAAGGGAGUUCAAUGCAUGCAUUGCCUACAGUGGAGUGCCUCACAGCAUUGAGGUGCCUGAGGUAGUUCUUAUGGCUUUGAUCACAAUGCUUCCAGCAACUCCAAAUCUCCCUGCAGAUGCUCCUCCCCCUCCACCUCCAUCACCAAAAGCAGCUGCAACUGUGAUGGGCUUCAUUGCAUGCUUGCGCAGAUUACUUGCUUCAAGAAAUGCUGCAUCUCAUGUAAUGUCAUUUCCUGCUGCUGUUGGGAGGAUAAUGGGAUUACUCAGAAAUGGAUCCGAUGGGGUAGCAGCUGAGGCUGCAGGACUUAUUUCUAUGCUUAUUGGUGGUGGUCCUGGUGAUCCUAGUUUACUAAUGGACUCAAAAGGAGAACGGCAUGCAACUUUCAUGCAUGCUAAGUCUGUGUUAUUUGCACAUCAACAUUAUGUUAUUAUACUUGUCAAUAGGUUGAAACCAACCACCGUUUCACCAUUGCUUUCAAUGGAAAUUGUUGAAGUUCUUGAAGCCUUGCUUUGUGAACCUCAUGGUGAAACAACUCAACAUGCUAUUUUUGUGGAGCUGUUAAGGCAAGUUGCUGGGUUGAGGCGCCGCUUAUUCGCAUUGUUUGGGCAUCCUGCUGAAAGUGUAAGGGAGACAGUUGCUGUUAUUAUGCGGACAAUUGCUGAGGAAGAUGCAAUUGCUGCAGAGUCCAUGCGAGAUGCUGCUUUGAGGGAUGGCGCUCUCCUAAGACACUUGCUUAAUGCAUUUUUCCUUCCAACUGGUGAGAGACGUGACGUGAGCCGACAACUUGUAGCUUUAUGGGCAGACUCAUAUCAACCUGCUUUAGAUUUACUGUCAAGAGUCCUUCCUCCUGGGCUUGUUGCAUACUUACAUACACGUUUUGAUGAAACCUCUGAGGAUUUACAGAAUCAAUUUAAUGAUGAUGCUCCUUUGACCAGAAAGAGGCAGAGACGCAUACUACAACAAAGGAAAGGUCGUUUUAUGAGGUGUGUACCUAAUCAUGAAAAUGAUUUAUUUCCUUGUAAUGGUGAAAAUGGUGAUUUGGGAAAACAAACGGAGAUCAGCGCCUUUGAGGGGACAGAAAACCAUGAAAGAACUACCCAGGAGUCAAUUUCUGUUCAGUUUCCUACUUAUACCUCUGUUCCUGGUCGUAACAUGGCUAGUGAAUAUUCCUAUGUAGGAAGCCCGCAAAAUUGUAGCAUGGCAACUGCUUCUGCUGACAAGUUUCUGCAGAACACACAGUUAUUAAAUCCAAAUCCUACAGUUUUAACUGAUUCUGAAACCAAUCCAAUCGGCUCCUUGAAUUCUGACCUACCUGCUCCUGCUCAAGUUGUCGCUGAAAGCACUCCUGUUGGAUCUGGUAGGUUAUUGUGUAACUGGCUGCAGUUUUGGAGGGCAUUUGGCUUAGAUCACAACCGGGCAGAUUUAAUAUGGAAUGAACGUACCAGGCAGGAACUAAGAGAAGCUUUACAACUUGAAGUUCACAAAUUAGAUGUUGAGAAGGAGCGAACUGAUGACAUUGUGCCUGGAAGCACGCUAACAAAAAAUACCACAGAACAUGAAAAUUUACCUAAAUUAUCGUGGAAUUAUGCUGAGUUUUCAAUUAGCUAUCCCAGUUUGUCAAAAGAGGUCUGUGUGGGUCAAUAUUAUCUUAGGUUGUUACUUGAAAGCAGCAGCAGUUGUCAGGCACAAGAUUUUCCCUUACGUGACCCAGUUGCUUUCUUCAGAGCAUUGUAUCAUCGUUUUUUAUGUGAUGCAGACAUUGGGCUUACUGUGGAUGGUGCUAUUCCUGAUGAACUAGGUUCCUCAGACGAUUGGUGCGAUAUGGGUAGAUUAGAUGGUUUUGGCGGUGGAGGUGGUUCUUCAGUUCGAGAACUUUGUGCAAGGGCAAUGGCUAUUGUGUAUGAGCAACACUAUAAUGCCAUCGGAUCUUUUGAUGGCACUGCUCAUAUUACAGUUUUGUUGGACAGAACGGAUGAUCGAGUAUUGAGGCAUCGGCUACUUCUUCUUUUAAAGGUCUUAAUGAAAGUUCUUCCGAAUGUUGAAGCUUGCGUUUUAGUUGGAGGGUGCGUUUUAGCUGUCGAUCUUCUGACUGUAGCCCAUGAAGCAUCUGAAAGAACUUCCAUACCCCUGCAGUCUAAUUUGAUUGCAGCAACUGCAUUCAUGGAACCAUUAAAGGAAUGGAUGUACACGGACAAUGAUGGUGCAGAAAUUGGACCCCUUGAGAAAGAUGCAAUUAGAAGGCUUUGGUCAAAGAAAGCCAUUGAUUGGAGUACUAGAUUCUGGUCUUCUGGUAUGCUUGACUGGAAGAAACUGCGUGACAUUCGUGAACUACGUUGGGCACUAGCUCUGCGUGUUCAAGUUUUAACUCAUGUUCAGGUGGGGGAGAUUGCAUUAUCCAUAUUACAUAGCAUGGUUUCUGCGCAUUCUGAUCUUGAUGAUGCUGGAGAGAUUGUGACGCCAACACCAAGAGUCAAACGCAUUCUCUCAAGCCCUCGAUGCCUUCCGCAUGUUGCUCAGGCUUUGCUAACUGGAGAACCCAGCAUUGUCGAUGGUGUUGCUUCUCUGCUAAAGGCUAUUGUGACUAGAAACCCCAAAGCAAUGGUUCGACUAUACAGUACUGGGGCAUUUUACUUUGCUCUUGCAUAUCCUGGAUCUAAUCUUCUAUCUAUUGCACAACUCUUCUCCAUAACACAUGCCUAUCAAGCAUUCCAUGGUGGUGAAGAGGCAGCUGUCUCUUCAUCCUUGCCCUUGGCAAAGAGAAGUGUACUGGGUGGACUUCUUCCUGAGUCAUUACUGUAUGUUCUGGAGCGUAGCGGACCUGCCGCCUUUGCUGCAGCAAUGGUAUCCGAUUCUGAUACUCCUGAGAUCAUCUGGACACAUAAGAUGCGGGCAGAACAUCUUAUUCGUCAGGUUUUGCAGCAUCUUGGAGAUUUCCCGCAGAAAUUGUCACAGCACUGCCAUUCACUGUAUGACUAUGCACCCAUGCCUCCAGUAACAUAUCCAGAGCUGAAGGAUGAGAUGUGGUGUCAUCGUUAUUACCUCCGGAAUUUAUGCGAUGAGAUAAGGUUUCCAAAUUGGCCUAUUGUUGAACAUGUAGAGUUUUUGCAGUCAUUGUUGGCAAUGUGGCGUGAGGAAUUAACUCGACGGCCUAUGGAUCUUUCUGAGGAAGAAGCAUGCAAGAUACUGGAGAUAUCUCUGGAUGACAUUACUGUUGAUGAAGAUGACUGUAAUAAGCCAUCUACAGGGAUGCAGGAAGGCAGCACAAACAAGCGGGUUGAAAACAUUGACGAGGAAAAGCUUAAACGUCAGUAUAAAAAAUUGGCAAUAAAAUAUCACCCUGACAAAAAUCCUGACGGUAGAGAGAAAUUUGUUGCUGUGCAGAAGGCUUAUGAGCGGUUGCAGGCGACAAUGCAAGGACUUCAAGGACCGCAAGUUUGGAGAUUGCUGCUUUUGCUGAAAGGACAAUGCAUUUUGUAUAGACGUUAUGGGGAUGUCUUGGAACCUUUCAAAUAUGCAGGCUAUCCCAUGUUACUUAAUGCAAUAACUGUGGACGAAAGUGAUAACAAUUUCCUUUCAUCUGAAAGAGCCUCUCUUCUAGUUGCGGCUUCCGAGCUAAUUUGGCUAACGUGUGCAUCUUCUGCCUUGAAUGGUAAGGAACUUAUCAGGGAUGGUGGCAUAUCAUUGCUUGCGGCACUACUUUCUCGCUGUAUGGGUGUGGUACAGCCAACAACUCCUCCAAAUGAACCUGCAACAAUAAUUGUCACAAACGUAAUGUGUACUUUUUCAGCAUUAAGUCAAUUUGACAAUGCAAUAACAGAGAUGCUGAAGUUUGGGGGCUUGAUUGAGGAUAUUGUUCACUGCACUGAACUGGAACUUGUUCCGUUAGCUGUUGAUGCUGCCCUUCAGACUGCAGCGCAUGUUUCUGUGUCUGCUGAAAUGCAAGAUGCUUUGCUUAAAGCUGGCCUUUUAUGGUACCUAUUGCCUCUGUUACUGCAGUAUGAUUCUACAGCAGAGGAAAACGAUUCAGGUGAAGCACAUGGCGUUGGGGCUAGUGUGCAGAUAGCUAAAAAUCUCCAUGCUGUCCGUGCAGCACAGGCUCUUUCUAGGCUAUGUGGUUUUGUUGGUGAUGGAGUGUCUAUGCCAUGUAAUCAUUCAGCAGAUAAUGCACUCAGGGCAUUGCUAACUCCUAAACUUUGUAGCAUGCUUAAAGCUCAAGAGCCAAAGGAUCUUCUGUUAAGUCUGAAUUCUAAUCUGGAGUCUCCCGAGAUUAUUUGGAACUCUCUGACUCGGGCCGAGCUUCUUAAAUUUGUAGAUGAUCAGCGUGCCAAUCAAGGCCCCGAUGGUUCCUAUGAUCUGACUGAAUUACAUUCCUUUUCUUAUCAAGCACUUUCUAAAGAGCUACAUGUUGGUAAUGUGUAUCUGAGGGUGUAUAAUAAUCAACCAGAUUAUGAAAUAAGUGAAGCGGAGACCUUUUGUGUUGCUCUUCUUAAAUUUGUAUCAGAUCUGGUGCAUAACUUGAGUCAUUUAGGCUCUUAUAUUCCAAAGAAGACUGAUCCUAAUAAUGCACUUAAUGAGCCAUCAAAUGUUCAGCAUGGGCAAAACAAUGAGGAAGCUUCUAUUGAUGGCUUCCUCUCCUCCAGUAUAGAGGAUAAAAACAAGGAGGAAGAUGAACUAGUGAAAAACCUUAGAGUUGGAUUGAUUGCUCUUCAGAACCUGCUGACAAGCAACCCAAGUCUAGCUGCUGUUUUUUCAAUGAAGGAACGACUUGCACCUCUUUUUCAGUGCCUUACUGUUGAUUUUUCUGCUGGGAACAGCAUACCUCAAAUUUGUCUUGCUGUACUUUCACUGUUAACAACACAUGCUCCUUGCUUGGAGGCUAUGGUUGCCGAGAGGGAAAACCUUAUCCUUCUUUUGCAGUUGCUACACAGCAGUCCUGCAUGCAGGGAUGGAGCUCUUGCUGUACUUUAUUCUUUAGCGGGCACCCCACAGCUGGCUUGGGCUGUAGCUAAACAUGGCGGAGUGGUCUAUUUUCUGGAACUUAUCUUACCUUUACAAGAAGAAAUUCCUUUGCCACAGAGAGCGGCGGCGGCUUCAUUAUUGGGCAAACUUGUUGGUCAGCCAAUGCAUGGACCUAGGGUGGCUAUAACUUUAGCAAGGUUUCUACCAGAUGGUUUGGUUUCGGUUAUUAGGGAUGGACCUGGUGAGGCUGUGAUUGCCUCACUUGAACAGACAACAGAAACUCCUGAACUUGUUUGGACACCUGCUAUGGCUGCUUCUCUUUCAGCACAGUUAUCAACAAUGGCAGCUGAUCUAUACAGAGAACAGAUGAAAGGGAGCGUUGUUGACUGGGAUAUAACUGAGCAAGCAUCCGGUCCACAUGUAAUGAAAGAUGAGCCACAGGUUGGAGGCAUUUACGUUAGACUUUUCUUAAAGGAUCCCAAGUUUCCUUUGAGAAAUCCCAAACGAUUUUUGGAAGGACUGUUAGAUCAAUAUGUUUCAUCAAUUGCUGCUACACAUUAUGAAACACAAGCUGUUGAUCCUGAGCUUCCUUUGCUUCUAUCUGCUGCAUUGGUCUCCCUGCUACGGGUUCAUCCAACUCUAGCAGAUCACGUUGGUUAUCUUGGCUAUGUUCCAAAACUUGUUACUGCUAUGGCGUAUGAAGGAAGGCGAGAAGUGAUGACAUCUGGGGAAGGGAAAACUGGAAGUGAAGAUGGACAAUCAGAGCCAAGUGAACAGACCGCACAAGGACGUGUGCGUCUAAGUUGUUUGCGUGUACUGCAUCAAUUGGCAUCUAGCACAACAUGUGCAGAAGCUAUGGCAGCGACAAGUGCAGGAACUCCGCAGGUUGUACCUUUACUCAUGAAAGCAAUAGGGUGGCAAGGUGGCAGUAUACUUGCACUAGAGACUCUAAAACGUGUUGUUGUUGCAGGAAAUCGAGCAAGAGAUGCAUUAGUUGCCCAAGGGUUGAAGGUUGGCCUCGUCGAAGUGUUACUUGGAAUUCUUGAUUGGAGAGCUGGGGGAAGACAUGGUCUCUGCACUCAAAUGAAGUGGAGUGAGUCUGAAGCUUCAAUCGGCCGUGUUUUAGCAGUCGAGGUUCUACAUGCAUUUGCAACUGAUGGUGCUCACUGUAUCAAAGUUCGUGAAAUCUUGAAUGCUUCUGAUGUUUGGAGUGCCUAUAAAGAUCAAAGGCAUGAUUUGUUUCUUCCUUCCAACGCUCAGUCUGCCGCAGCAGGAGUUGCUGGUCUCAUUGAAAGUUCUUCCUUAAGACUCCCUCAUGCUAUCACAGCUCCACCACCAAAGCCUGUGCUUUCAAGACUCCCUUCUACUGCUUCAUCUGCCACUACUACCUACAAUGGGAAGCAGGACUCCUGACUAAUCCAAGAAAUACGACCAAUAAAUACUAGUCAACACAUCUGCUUGGUACAUAAUGUACAGUUUCUUGAUUUUUAAUCUUCAAGGGUGGGAGGGUUGAUUUAAUUUUAAUUGUAAAAGCCUACCUUCUGUAGGCCUUCUUUUUUUGUAUAAUGUGUUUAUAAAUAUAUGUGCAACGAAUAAGCAAGUUUGUUUUAGGGUGUUUAUCAAUCAUGAAGGCAAUUUGUUUGCGCUUUUAGCUUAAAA